UCUAAUUUGCGUUAAACAUCAUAUAAGAACAUUUAUUUAGCAGUGUUGGUGUGGCAGUUUUGCGCGAGCCCUGCUCUUGAUUGAAAUUGAUAGGUUUGCGUUGUUUGAAAAGCCAUUUCAUUCCGGGGCUAAUGGGUUCAAGUAGACAGGAUAAGGCAGCCUAUAAUUUGAAAAUGUAAAUAUAUAUAUAUAUGAUAUAUUUCUGUCCUACAUGUUCAUUGCAUUUAUGUUGGUCUUAUUACUUCACUUAAACCGUGUAUACUUUGGGAGCUAUGCUGAGAGGGGAGUACAAGAGUUUGUCCUUCAGGCACUGUGGACAAAAGUGAACUGUAUGUAUCUGUAUGGAACUCGGUGCAGGCGGUUGUGGCUCCUGUCGCCGUAGACAGGACAGACGCAACACGGAUUCACUUUAUCGUCUGCUGUUAGAGAUAAUUUUCUAAACGGAAACCAGCUGUCGGGCUUCAGCGACAAGCAAUUGUUUGGGUGUUCUGGGAUAUUAUCACCUUCAUUAACUACCGCACCCUCCUUGUUCGUAAAUCCGACAGACUCAUUUCGGAGUUCGCUCCACCGUGAAGCCAGCCGCACCACAUGCCUUCAAUGCUUUCGGUUGUUGCGAGCUUUGUUUUGUCUCUUCGAGAAACCGGAGUGAAUGGGAGAACUCAUAUCGAGUUCAGAAGAACGAACGUCUGACAAUCAGCAUUUUUUUGUAAUGGUAUUAGUAUGAGAACAAGAUUAGCACUGUCCGAAGAUGACUUAUUUUCUUCCUAUUUCCCGUGAUUUUUAACCUCUCCGCUGCAGCCAGUCUGCCUUUGGACUUUUCUUUUAUUGUUGAAUAUGCCUCUGGUGAAAGUUUUGGGUUAUCCAACGAAGAGACUGCUCUACGGCUUUUACUGCACUGUACAAUAGAUGCGUGCGGAAAGUGGAAGCAGUGUAACUCGAGGCGGGGUUAAAGUUCAGCUCUAUGGGGUGGUGAAGCCUUGGUUGCAGUUCGCAGAGUUGGAAAUGUGAAAGCAAGAAGCAGGCUUUAUUUUUCCCUCUCUCUCCCUUCUGUCUCUCCUUUUUUUCCCUUUCUUUUCAAAACACGGACACAGCCAUCACGGACACAGCCAUCACGCAUACACGGGCAAACACGGACACACACCCACACAUAAUUCACACAUACACACACACUCACUCACACACCAUCACACACAUAAACACGCAGACCCGUUCGUGUAACUCAAACACACACACAUACAUACACCCUCCACAUCCAAGAUUAGAUACAACAGAUAUGUAUUCUCCGCUAUGCCUAACACAGGAUGAAUUCCAUCCUUUCAUCGAAGCUCUGCUGCCCCACGUGCGAGCGUUUGCCUACACAUGGUUCAACCUGCAGGCCCGCAAGAGAAAGUACUUCAAGAAGCACGAGAAGCGCAUGUCUAAGGAAGAGGAGCGCGCGGUGAAGGACGAGCUGCUCAGCGAGAAGCCCGAGGUCAAGCAGAAGUGGGCAUCGCGCCUUCUGGCCAAGCUCCGCAAGGACAUCCGGCCUGAGUUCCGGGAGGAUUUUGUGCUCACCGUCACCGGGAAGAAGCCCCCGUGCUGCGUGCUGUCCAACCCUGACCAGAAGGGUAAGAUGAGGAGGAUCGACUGCCUGCGUCAGGCAGACAAAGUCUGGAGGUUGGACCUGGUCAUGGUCAUUUUAUUCAAAGGUAUUCCCCUCGAAAGUACUGAUGGCGAAAGGCUGGUAAAGUCCCCACAGUGCUCGAACCCAGGGCUGUGUGUGCAGCCUCAUCACAUUGGAGUUUCUGUGAAGGAGCUCGACCUCUACUUGGCCUACUUUGUGCACGCAGAUGGCCAGUCAGACAGUCCCAACCAGCAGAGUGAGUCUGACAUCAAGGACCAGCCUGAGAACGGACAUCUUGGCUUCCAGGACAGCUUCGUCACAUCGGGGGUCUUCAGUGUUGCUGAACUCGUGCGAGUCUCACAGACCCCAAUCGCAGCGGGGACGGGUCCUAACUUCUCGCUGGCGGACUUGGACAGCUCCUCCUACUACAGCAUGAGCCCCGGGGCCAUGAGGCGACCCUUACCAAGCACCUCCUCCAGCAGCUCGGCCAAGAGGAUCAAGUGUAUGGAGGAUGAGGUGGACAGUCCAGGAGAGGAGUCCUACUACCCGGGCCAGGGCCGCUCCCCGGGCAGCGGCAGCCAGGCCAGCAGCUGGCACGAAGUGGAACCAGGUACGUACUGCUCUGGAUAUAAACUGCGUGGCUCGCUAGCUAGUUCGUUCAUCUCAAGACAAGCGAGUCCCCACGCCACGCCGUCGAGCCUCCACUUCCCCACGUCGCCCAUCAUCCAGCAGCCCGGCUCCUACUUCUCCCACCCGGCCAUCCGUUACCACCCCCAGGAGAGCCUCAAGGAGUUUGUCCAACUUGUCUGCCCCGACUCUGGCCAGCAGGGAGGACAGGUGGGCUUCCUUAACAAGUAUGCAGAAAUACCAUGGGGGAAAUACUGUACAAGUGGUCGAAGAGAGAGCACUGCAGUGGAGCCCAACGGAAGCAGUCAGGGGAAGGUCCACAACCCAUUCCUGCCCACCCCCAUGCUGCCCCCUCCACCCCCGCCCCCUAUGGCGCGGCCCGUACCCCUGCCUGUGCCAGACUCCAAACCACCAUCCACCUCCACCGAGGGAGGGGGCAACUCCCCCACCUCGCCAACCUACUCCACACCGAGCACGUCCCCAGCCCAGCGCUUCGUCAGUGUGGGCCCCCGAGACCCCAGCUUUGUAAAUAUCCCUCAGCAGCCCCAGUGGUACCUGGGAUAAGGACUCCAGACCCCCUCGCCGCCCGCUGGACAGAUCGCUGGACCCCUACUUUCUCCCCUGAGUGCGACCCGACCUGAACCGACCAACACCCCGCAAACGUGCCCACGUCUGACAGAGAGAAGCCCAACACCCCCCCCCCCCCCCCCCCAAUCUGUCACCGUCUCCUCAUCCCCAGCGCCUGAGAGACUAGAGCAUCAGCAUGGCU
Molecule: messenger RNA, 2999 nt
Organism: Oncorhynchus mykiss (rainbow trout)
Lineage: Eukaryota; Metazoa; Chordata; Actinopteri; Salmoniformes; Salmonidae
Source: RefSeq, a predicted model, not a curated record